Molecule: messenger RNA, 3497 nt
Organism: Passer montanus (Eurasian tree sparrow)
Lineage: Eukaryota; Metazoa; Chordata; Aves; Passeriformes; Passeridae
Gene: MTF1
Product: metal regulatory transcription factor 1
Exons: 10
Coding region: 90-2285 (731 amino acids)
Biological process (GO): central nervous system development; positive regulation of transcription by RNA polymerase II
Cellular component (GO): nucleus
Molecular function (GO): DNA-binding transcription activator activity, RNA polymerase II-specific; RNA polymerase II cis-regulatory region sequence-specific DNA binding
Source: RefSeq, a predicted model, not a curated record
GCCGCCUGACCCCCGCCUCGCCCGUCGUUGUGUUGCAGGUGAGCCGCUGCGGCCGGAGCUGCCGGUAGCGCGGCGAGAGGCGCGGAGCCAUGGGCGAGAACAGCCCCGAGGGCGACGCCAUCUACUAUGAAGCGGAGGAAGAGGACUUGGCCCAGGAUGAAAACAUGAUGAGGUUCGCCGACAAAAACGGGCUGGUGUCCUCCUCGUCCGGCACGGUGUAUGACAGGACAACUGUGCUCAUCGAGCAGGACCACAGCGUGCUGGAGGAUGAGGAGGAUGAAGGACAGUGCGGUGACCACUUGCCUUUCCUGCCCGAGGGUCAUGAAGAAGGAUUUCAUUUAAUCGCAGACCAUGAAGGGAUGUCGCAGGGUUACGUGCAACACAUCAUUUCUCCAGAUCAGAUUCACCUGACAAUAAAUCCCGGUUCAACUCCCAUGCCAAGGAACAUCGAGGGAGCAACUCUCACUCUGCAGUCAGAGUGCCCAGAGACCAAGAGGAAGGAGGUGAAGCGCUACCAGUGCACCUUUGAGGGCUGUCCCCGCACCUACAGCACCGCUGGCAACCUGCGCACGCACCAGAAAACGCACCGGGGGGAGUACACCUUCGUGUGCAACCAGGAGGGCUGUGGCAAGGCCUUCCUCACCUCCUACAGCCUCAAAAUCCAUGUCCGGGUGCACACCAAGGAGAAGCCCUUCGAGUGCGACGUGCAGGGCUGUGAGAAGGCGUUCAACACACUGUACAGGUUGAAAGCACAUCAAAGGCUUCACACAGGGAAAACAUUUAACUGUGAAUCAGAAGGCUGCAGCAAAUACUUCACAACGCACAGUGACCUGAGGAAGCACAUCCGAACCCACACAGGAGAAAAGCCAUUUCGGUGUGAGCAUGAUGGCUGUGGGAAGGCUUUUGCUGCAAGCCACCACCUCAAAACACAUGUUAGAACACAUACUGGGGAGAAACCCUUCUUCUGUCCCAGCAAUGGUUGUGAGAAGACUUUCAGUACCCAGUACAGUCUCAAGAGUCACAUGAAAGGUCAUGAGAAGGGACAUUCCUAUAAUGCACUUCCCAAUAACAAUGUGUCUGAGGAUACAAGUCACUCACUUUGUCUGAGUGAUUUAAGCCUCAUAUCAACAGAUUCAGAAUUGCGGGAGAACUCUAACCCAACACAUGGACAGGACCUCAGCACAAUCUCACCAGCAAGCAUCUUUGAGUCUAUGUUUCAGAGCCCAGACCACACUGCAAAUCAGGAUGAGUCUCAGCAGACAGCAGCUUCCUUGAUGGAAGGGUUUAACGGCGACGCAGACUCGGUGGCUGCGGUCCCGCCCCCGGCAGGAGACGCGGCCUCGUUGUCCCUCCCCCUGGUCCUGCAGCUCGGCCUCCCUGAGCCGGCCCAGGCAGCGCUGCAAGCCUCGGCAGCCCCCGCUGCUCCCUCCUCCAUAGCGCCCGGCUCACAGCCAGCUGCGUUUGGGAAUCCUGCAACUGUUUUACAAUCCCCAGAAGUGCCUGUUCCUCACAGCACACCGUUUGCAGCCAGUCACCAAGACUUCCUGCAGCACAGCCAGCCUCCACCGCAGCCCAUUGUUCAGGGACUGUCAGUGGUUGCUGGGGCUCCUGCCCCGACAGCCCCGAGUGCCACCGAGCCCCUGCCAGCUGUAGUCCAGACUGUGCCUGUUGGUGCAAACCCUGUUUUGACCAGUAACCCCACUAUAACCAUUACUCCUUCUCCAAGCACCGCCAUUCUGCAGCCCAGCAUUGUCAUGGGAGAGCAGAACUUGCAAUGGAUCUUAAAUGGUGCCACUGGUUCCCCACAAAGCCAAGAACAAAUGCCACAAGUUCCAAAAGUAGUAGAAAAGGUGUUUUUUACCACUGCAUUACCAGUAGCUGGUAACACAGGAAACCCUGUUCAGCAGAUUGGUCUCAGCGUUCCUGUUAUCAUUAUAAAGCAGGAGGAGGCCUGCCAGUGCCAGUGUGCCUGCCGAGACUCUGCCAAGGACAAAGCCACCUCCACCGUGAAGAAGGAAUGUUCCUCACCUGAAUCAAAAGCUUUGGAGCAGCCAGCUUCCCAGCUGCAGCCUCAGACCUUUCCUUCCUCCUCUGCUCCUCCUUCCUGUGGGCAGAGCAGUCAGAUAGUUAACCCUUCAGACUCCCAGACUGAAACAUUAAGUGCCAUGGAUGUAUCGGACUUCCUGUCCCUCCAAAGCCCUGAAACCCCGUCUAAUAUAAUUCCAAUUGAAGCACUACUGCAGGGUGAGGAAGAAAUUGGUUUGAAUAGCAGCUUCUCUAAGUGAAGAUGUUCCAGAUUUUCCUUUGCACCUGGAGGGUAAAACCCUUCUCCUUAGAAGCAGAAACUGAAGGAUCGAUUCUUAUUCCUUCCUCUUUGGAAGUUUUGUGGCUUAUUUCUGCUUCACGGAUGUCAUCUUAGUCACGUCCCAGGUACAUCCACCUUUCAGAUUCUAUCUAAAAAAAGAAAAGGUAAAAAAAAAAAGAAAUAGCUAAGUUAUAUAUGAACUGUUUUGGCUGCACUGUCUGUCACUUUUGCUUGUCAUAUGUGAACACAGAAGUUAAGGUUACUCGUGUGCAAAAAGAUUUUUAAAAGGAAAAGGGGGGUUACUUUGUCUCCAAUUGCACCUCACUUAUGUUUGGGAUUAAGGUACUGGCAGCAAGUGGGUCUUUGUUACAACUUCUUGGGUCUCUAAUCUUCUGUCUGUCAUGUCUCUACUAACCAUGCACUAAAGGGGAGCCCAGGAAAGGAGGCUGUGGGGAGGAAAUGGCAUAGCUGGGGGAGAGCAUUUAUCUGCAGUGUGAUUUGAAUGCGAUUGUCACAUACCUGAUGAGGAGCUGGUGCCUGGUUUUGCUGUGUACUGAUGCUACUAAAGCCUCCCGGAGCUUUGGGGGAGUUUAUUUCAGAAUAGAUCUGUUAAUUUAAUUCCACUAGGACUCGAGUGUGUUGCAGACACUGUGUCACAACAUGGAAGCACAGUUGGAGCCCUGCUGGCUCUGGCUCCAGUCUGUUUUCUUGGCCUCUCCGAAGGGUGCAGUGAGUGCCAGGCGUGGUCAGGUUGGUGCCUGCUGCUCUUUUGAUUUCUUAGGCUCUGUUCAGCAACAAGUCAUCAUCCUAACCCUGGGACUGUUGAUUCAGGAGCAUGGUGCCUUUGCUGGUUACUCUCAUCUUUUGUGAAGAACAACCCUUAAGAAAAUUUUGAGAAAGAUUCAACAUAAAUUCAGUUGGAAUUCAGUGAGUCUGUCCUUCAGUUGUCCAUACAUGCUUCUUUUUUUUCCAGUGAGCUAUAUAAUUUCUGCCUGACUCUGCCUCCAGCCUACUGCAAUGCCAGCUUUUUGUGCACGGGGCUAUUUCUUGACUAAAAGAUGUUACACAACAGAAUAGUUUUUCAUAUCAAACUGAGAGUCUAUAUUCUAACCUACUCAGGGUAAAUCAAAUCCAAACCCCCCCUUCCACCAAAAAGCCUGUAAUGUUGCAAUAAAUGCAGUCUCAUUCUAAA